This is a messenger RNA of Lagopus leucura (white-tailed ptarmigan), 988 nucleotides long. It is a transcript of the gene TWIST1, whose product is annotated as twist family bHLH transcription factor 1. The transcript has 2 exons. The record is from RefSeq and is a predicted model, not a curated record. The coding region runs from base 1 to 573 and encodes 190 amino acids. Gene Ontology annotation, biological process: regulation of transcription by RNA polymerase II; developmental process. Gene Ontology annotation, molecular function: DNA-binding transcription factor activity, RNA polymerase II-specific; protein dimerization activity; RNA polymerase II transcription regulatory region sequence-specific DNA binding. NCBI's taxonomy places the organism in Eukaryota, Metazoa, Chordata, Aves, Galliformes, Phasianidae.
AUGAUGCAGCAGGACGAGUCAAACUCGCCAGUCUCCCCCGCCGACGACAGCUUGAGCAACAGCGAAGAGGAGCCGGACCGCCAGCAGCUGCCCAGCGCCAAGAGGGGGGGCCGCAAGCGCCGCUCCAGCCGGCGCAGCGCCGGGGGCGCCGUCGGGGCCGCGGACGAGCCCUGCAGCCCGGCGCAAGGCAAGCGGGGCAAGAAGUGCGGGGCGGGCGUGGGAGGUGGCGGCGGCGGCGGCAGCAGCAGCGGCGGCGGCAGCCCGCAGUCCUACGAGGAGCUGCAGACCCAGCGGGUCAUGGCCAACGUGCGGGAGAGGCAGCGCACGCAGUCCCUGAACGAAGCUUUCGCCGCGCUGCGGAAGAUCAUCCCCACGCUGCCCUCGGACAAGCUGAGCAAGAUCCAGACCCUCAAACUGGCGGCCAGGUACAUCGACUUCCUCUACCAGGUCUUACAGAGCGACGAGCUGGACUCCAAGAUGGCAAGCUGCAGCUAUGUGGCCCACGAGCGGCUCAGCUACGCCUUCUCGGUGUGGAGAAUGGAGGGCGCCUGGUCCAUGUCCGCAUCCCACUAGCAGGCGGCUUUCUCCCCCACGCAUCCCCCCGGCAGGAGCCCUAGAUUACAUUGUUCCCACAGAAGGAGAAAAUGGACAAUCUAGAGACUCUGAAGUUGGAUACCGUGUUGUGUUGUUGUUCUUGUCUUAAAAAAAAAAAAAAAAGUGCCAAGAAUUUCUUGGAAAUUAAAAGAGCAGCAUCCAAAGUGAAAGCAGGGCGUGGGGAGCAUUUAAGGAAAGUGAAAGAGCCGAGGGCUUGGACAGUGCCUAUCCGGUGGGCGUCGGUACAAUCCACACAUCUCUGCAUUCUGAUAGAAGUCUGAAGAGUUCCAAUUUUUUUUUUUUUUUAAUUUUGACGAAGAAUGUUGGAAUCCGUCUUUUCUUUUUUUAAAUUUGCCUGGUUUUAGGUGUUUUUUUUUUGUUGUUGGUUUUUUUU